UACUCGCUACAGUUUCUCCCAACACUACAUCGUUUUUGCGGAAACCUUGUUUUCAGAUGUUAUCAUCGUUUUCUCUGUAAACUACAUUAUAUUACUACUUAGUUCAUAGGAACAUUGGAUGAUUAAUUUCAUGUUUAAGUAAAUUUCACGAUACACGCGCUACUGAAAUAAGGAUAAAAAAGAUAAUUAUACUUGGUUGAAAAAGUUAAUUACGUGAAAGAAACAGAUUAAAAUCUUGCAAAAAUAAUUUAAUUUAUAUUAAUGCGGUAGAAAAUAUAUCGAACGCGACAUGUUGUUAAUGAGCAGAGCACGCCAUAUUGCUACAGAAAACCACAGUGCGUGACGUUAAAAGUCUUGAGAUAGAGGAAAGUGACACCACGUCAAUGUUUUAUCGUUACUUGUAGGUCACUAUAACUCCUAGUGAAAUAGUAGGUUAACCUUAAUACAUGUUUGUUUAUAUCUGACAUUUGGAUACUGAUACAGUGUCACAAUGGUUGACAGGUUGUCGGACGCGAAAGUUAAAGAUUAUCGUCGAGUAUUUGAUGAGUAUAAAACAGGAAACAAUAUCGUCGAGUACCGGUAUCUGGAGAAAAUGCUUCGUAAACUUGGUUAUGAUCCUUCAGAAAAUGAUAUGGAGUCGGUGUAUGCACAUCUAGAUGUUUUCUGUAAUGGUGAUGUAAGCUUCGCUCAGUUUCUCACAUUAAUGGCGAACAAAUUCAAUACAGGAGGGACAGAAAAUGAAAUGAAUGAAGAAAAAGAAGAAGAUGAAGAACUCCUUAAUGAAAUGAAAGCUGCUUUUAGAGUGUUUGAUGGUGAUGGAAACGGUUUUAUUAGUCAAGCUGAGUUGAAGCAUACUCUGAUCAACAUGGGGGAGAAGUUAAGUGAUGAUGAUAUAGAGGAUAUGAUGAAAGAGGCAGACACUGAUGGUGAUGGUCAGAUAAGUUUCCCAGAAUUUUGUCGGAUGUUAACGCUUCAAGAGUUGUAUGGGUGAUUCUAUUCACUAUUUCAAUGUUGUGAUCUGGGCAGCUUGGAAAUCUCGUGCUUAUUCAUUGUGUUAUAUCAUUACUGUAAAUCACAAGUGAUAAACAUUCGUUGCUAUACCAGUUGUGUUUCACUAAGUGCCACUCUGGACAUGAUAUGAACAGUGGACUUAACUUACGCAAUAUAAUAUAAACCUUUUUUCAGGAAAAGGUAAUUAAAUCAGAAAUAUGCUUGUGAAGUAUUUGUGACGCUUCAUUUAUAUCGUGAUGUAGAUAAUGCUUCUGACGAAAAGAGGACGUUUCUGAUGUUGCAUAUUUCAUGAUAUAAAACUUCAUUGUUCAAUGUAUUAUGUUCACCUUAAGUUAUUUUUGUUCGGUUUAUUUACUGCCGCGUAUCGUUUACCCAUACUGUGACGCCCCUGAAGAGUAAGUCAUUAUUUUCGGAUUUGUGUAUGGAUACCGGGGUACAUUGGACCGCGGUUUUUAAAAGACUCGGGAAGUCGAACCUGCAAUCACUGGAUUACUAGUCCAAUGCAUAACCACUUGACCACGGAUCUGCUCCAGCUUUCUCGUUAGUGGAGGCAAUUGUCUGAUUUAAUUGUUUUAUUUCAGUAAUGAUUGUGUAUAAUAAAUGAAAGAAUUAAUUAGUAAAUACAGAUUAAAAAAUACAAAUUCAAAAUCUUGUCC
Molecule: messenger RNA, 1667 nt
Organism: Ruditapes philippinarum (Manila clam)
Lineage: Eukaryota; Metazoa; Mollusca; Bivalvia; Venerida; Veneridae
Product: neo-calmodulin-like
Exons: 6
Coding region: 491-991 (166 amino acids)
Molecular function (GO): calcium ion binding
Source: RefSeq, a predicted model, not a curated record